This is a messenger RNA of Paramecium pentaurelia, 1472 nucleotides long. The record is from the annotation of a GenBank genome assembly. NCBI's taxonomy places the organism in Eukaryota, Ciliophora, Oligohymenophorea, Peniculida, Parameciidae.
UAAUGGCAUAUUAAUCAUAAUGUAAUUCAUAAAUGAAUACUAAUCACUCUUUAAAAGCACCAGUUGAUUCUCUAUUAGGAAGAGUUGUAUGCAAAAAUUACCUAAUCGUUUCCAAAAUUAAUGAAGGAUCAUUUGGUAAGGUUUAUAAGGCCAUUCAUUAAAUUAAACAAGAUUAUUAUGCAGUCAAAAUUGAGGCUUAAGAACAUAGAUAAAAAAAGGGAGAGACUUUGAGAUUGGAAGCAGAAAUUCUCAAAAAACUUAAUGGUGAAAAAGGAAUACCUAGAUUAUACUAUUAUAUUGAAGAUUCAACUUAAAGAGUACUUGUUGAAACCUUAUUAGGUAUUUCAUAUAAUAUUAAAUAUUUUAGGUAAGAACCUUGAUGAAUUGUAUAGUUUAUGCAACCACAAAUUCUCUUUGAAAACUAUCUUACUCUUUAUGGAUUAAGCGAUUAGUCGAUUAGAAUAUCUUCAUUCUUAAGGGGUAAAUAAUUUAAUGAGAUAAAGUGCCCUAGUAUAUACACAGAGACAUUAAGCCAGAGAAUUUCAUGAUUGGAAUUCCUCCAAAUGAAAACCUCAUCUAUCUUAUUGACUUCGGACUCAAUGCUCCAAUUUAUGAUUCAUAAAAGAGACUGUUGCCAAAAUUAAAAGGUUAACCAUUAGUUGGAACUGCUCGCUUUACCCCUAUUUGUUCUCAUUAAGGAUAUAGUUAAAGCAGAGCAAGUGAUUUAGAGUCCUUAGGUUAUUUGGCAAUAUUUUUUUUAAAAGGUUCUCUACCUUGGAUGAAGGUUGAAGCCUAAACCAAAGAGGAGCGGUUUAAUUUGAUAGGAUAAAAGAAAAUGAGAGAAACUCCAAUGUCGUUGUGGUAACGAUUGUAAGUAAUUUAAUUUUAGUUAUGGAUUACCUCGUGAGUUUGAGGGGUAUUUCAAUUACAUUUUUAAUGUCUCUCAUGAUACUGAACCUUCUUAUAAUUAUUUAAGAAAGUUGUUGAAAGGAUUAAUGCAUAGAAUGUAAUAUAAUGAUAAUGUUUUUGAUUGGCAAGAGAUAAUAAAGAAGGAGGAAGAAAGUAAAAAAAGUUCGAAUAAAAAGAUAAAAUUAAAUGCUUAAACUUAAUAAUUCAAACCUAUUGAAUCUGAGGAUGAAUAAGAUAGUCCUAAAGUGGCUAUGAUGUAAUCUAAGGAUUCUAAGAAAAGCUCAUCAAAUUUUCUUAAAAGAAGUAUCACUGAUCAAUUGAAUUUCUAAAAACAAUAAAGUAUUAAUCAAAGAAAUAAUAUCGAACUCUUAAUUUCAUAAAAUGAAUUGCUUAAUCUUAGAUUAAAAUAGAAAUUAUUAUCAAAUAAUAAUAAUAAUAACACUUAAGAAGAACCUGAAAACUUUGGCUUCGGUAUUAUGAAUGAAUAUUAUCCAUAUCCUACAAUGCAGUAAUAAAUGGAUCAGCUGAUUACAAUUAUUACUAAAUUUAUUAUUAAUUAAUGA